AUGAGCGACACAAAUCGCUUGGUAAUGCUUUGUGCACUCAUCACUUCGAAAGUGUUUGCUCAGUUCGACCCAUCUGAUUGCGGUAUCAAAAAGGGUUGCAUAUUUGUUCCAAUAAGCUGUCAACAUCACAACAUUUGUCGAGAUAUAUUCAGCUUUACACCUAAUUCGGACGACCAAUCGAUCACAAUGGAGAUUUUCAAUGUUGCUUCAAAUCCAGCCUCGAAUUACAUCGCCAUCGGAUUUUCAGAUGAUGAGCUGAUGGGUAGUGAAGCGGUGACGUAUUGUGCUUUCAACGAUGCGAACAUUGGUGAAGUACAUUUGUCAUACAACGAAGGUAAAUCGAAUGUGGCUCUUUUCAAAGACAAUGAACAGAGGAAUGACGAGAAAAUAGUCGAAUUGCUGGAAGCGAGUCGAGAAGAUGGUAAAAUGUAUUGUAAGUUCAAACAACGCAUCGUCGAAGAUAAUGACCGUCUUCCAAAUUUUAACGAAACUUACAAUAUUCUUCUCGCACAUGGAGCAACGCAAGAUCCUAGAAAACUGGUUGUGCAUUCGCUCCAAACAUCCUCUGAUGAUUAUCCCAUCGUGGCUCCAAACAAAUUCAAUGUUGCGAAGUUUAGCGAAGAAAAAGACACACCAGAAUCAUCGGAAGUCCACGUUGAUUCGAUUAUUUCAAAGAAAACAAAGCGUUUCUUCGUACUUCUUCACGGUAUAAUGAUGAUGACUGCAUGGUUAUUCCUCAUUGCUGCAGCAAUCAUAUCAGCGCGCUACUUACGUCAAUUAGCGCCCAGCAAAACUCCUUUCGGUUUACGUAUUUGGUUCCAUAUUCAUCGUGCAGCAAAUAUCACUGCAAUACUAGUGAUUUGGAUCGCUUUACUGUUCAUAUUCAUUGGAAAAGGUUGGCGAUGGACUGGCCCGGCGAUCGGUCGUUCUCAAGCUUCGAACACUUCACCGGGUGCUAUUCAUUCGCUUAUUGGUGCCAUAUCAGCUGGUCUUGCUACAGCACAGCCGUUCGGUGCAUUGUUACGAUGUGCUCCUGAAUCGAGAAUAAGGCCCAUUUUUAACUGGAUACACCGCACCAUAGGGCUGCUUUCGUUCAUUCUAGCUGAAAUCAGUGUGCUCAUAGCUGCCAUAUUCUUCCACGUAUGGAGCAGUCGCGGUUGGGCGAUAUUGUUGAUACUGGUUUAUAUUCUGAUUACGAUUGCUUUUACCGUGACCAUUGAGGUGAAAGUUGUCGCGUUCAGAAAGCGACGUGAACUAUCGAAAAUGUCAUCAUUCGAGAUGAACGCAGCUGAUCAACGCCGUCAUGAGAACGUGCACGACAAUUUAAGAAAUACUACCGAACGAAAGGUUGUACUUUGCGAGAGGUUUACCACAAAUAUUGCUCAGGCUUUAUGA
This is a messenger RNA of Anisakis simplex (herring worm), 1395 nucleotides long. The record is from the annotation of a GenBank genome assembly. Lineage: Eukaryota; Metazoa; Nematoda; Chromadorea; Rhabditida; Anisakidae.